GACAACACUGGCAUUAACAUGUCUGAAGCUAAUAGCUUCCACUGCUAUGCCGGUGACACAGCUUUAUGUUUCGAUAAAGUUGAGGAAUGUGUAAUGGACAUAAGACACUGGAUUUUGAGUAAUUUAGUCCUACCUAAUUAUGACAACACAGAAGUACUUCUACUAGGACCACAGGUUUCUCACAAGCCCCACCCAUCCAGAAGUCAUUUCAUGUAUAAUAAUAUUAUACUUUAUUAUUAUUUGAGUCCUUAAUAACUCUGAUGUUAACUAUAUUAUCUCAGCUGUAAUCAUCCUGAGCUGACAGGCAAUUCAAUGCUAAACCAACACUUUACUGAGUUCUCACUUUGAUUAUCAGCAUCACCCACAUCAGCCUCUGUCUCAUCACCUGAGGUAAAAAUCACUAGCAUUUUAAAUAUGAGCCUCAUUGUCAUCUCUUCACACCACUGAUCUCUGUUCAUGCUAAAUAGAAUAGAUAGGCUUUCCCAUUUGUUUAAAAAAUAAAAUAAAAUAAACACUAGACAAAGCACAAGGACCAACCAGUACAUUAAAGCCUCUCCUAUAAAUCUCUGUUGUGCUCAGUUUAGUAUGGUGUUAACACUUUCUCCCGGUAAAAAUGCAAAGUUCUGCACUUCCAUUUCAUUCUGUUUGUUCUCCUGGCCUUCCACAUUAGGCACAUGUUUAGGUUUUCCCUUCUCCAGUGUUCUUGUAAGACCCUUUUUGAUGUGACUAAAUCUUAGUUUCAUGCAUAUUAGCUGUUUUCACCAAAGUGGGAGUCCAGAAGAAUGUUUCUCAGCUAUGGGCUGUGGAUGAGCAACUGUUAGUAGCAAAUAUACGGAGAGGAAAUCCAAUAUAACUGUCAACCAUUGCAGGUGGCCAAAUUAAAGGGAGUACUCCCUCGAAAAGGAGUAGGCUACAAAAACUACACUAAAAAUACAUCUGUACAUCAGUUCCACACAAAUGAAAAAUAUGACAUCAACAUAAAUUCAUCUCUUACACUUUAUUUAACUUGUUAACUUGGUUCCAUGUAAAUAAAUUGAUUUACACAGUUUUAAAUGUGGUUUGCUUCAUUUGUUUUUGUACAGCCAACAUGAUUUGAUCAUGUAUGUUUAAAGCCCUGGAAUAAAAGCUGUGUGUAAUCCCACGCACACAGUCACCGAGUGCAGGUUGGAACCCAGGACCUAGAAACCCAUCCCUGUUCUGCUGGAUCAAUUUCUCUUUCUUGCUUUUUUCUUGGAUUUAAGCAUUUUGGCAAUGUUUGUUAAAAAAAAUAUUAAAGCAAAAUUCAUUAUUUCAACAGACUGACUGUAGGCUAACUGUCAGCUGUAAGCUGUGGUAUUACACUAACCUCCAGUUCACCAGCACUCGCUGUGCACCAGCACUCACAGAUGCACUCAUUGUUUGAAACAUCAGAUGGCGCUCUUGGAUUUUUUUCUAACCAUUAAAAAUACUGUUGUGUUAAUAACAUGAACAUUGAAGGGUGCUGUAGUUGCAUAAGGAAUUUCAGCACUUUUCCUCCUUCUCUCAAUUUCCAGCAAAUCCUUUUGUUCUGAUUAAUGUUUAAUGAAUUUUUAACUGUAUUGAGCUUCUCAGCUCUCAUCUACAUGACCAAAAUUUAGUACCAGUAAUGGGGUGAUUCAAGAUUUCGAGCUUUGCCCCAGAUCUUGCUAUGACUUUAGAGCAGAUUAUCAGUAUCAGCUUUAGGUAGCGUUCUAUGUGAAAAAAUGAACAAAUGCACAAAACACUUCCCAGAUAUUCAUGCCUCACAAUGCAGCAACAGCAUUUGCACUUAAUGAAGUCCAGAAAAAAUAAUUGUAACAUGCAGGAGCAAACAUGAUACACAGUACAGUAAAGAAAAGACAGAACUUUAAUGCAGCUAAACAUUGAUGAUCCUUUAACAUUUACACAUUAACAUGGCUUCACUGUUUCGUGUUGAAGCUGUUCAACUUCUGCAUUUCCUGUUUGAACUUUAAAUCACUGCACUAACCCCCACGGCUGUAUUUUUAACUCCAAGAGAUUAAGAGUGUGUGAAGUGAUUAAAUCCCCUGCUCUUUAUCUUCUACUCUGGUUUUCUUGAUCUUGCAGACUGGAGAGCGGCUACUUGAGGGAUUGAUGAUUUGGAGUGUGUUUUUGUCACAAUUUAAACUAUUAAUUUGACUGAACCUGGAAAAAUAUUCUUAGACUGUUUUUUGAUUUCUUUCUCAAAUAAUUGCUUGUCAGUGGGUAGACACCUCAUUCUUCUUUUUCUGUAGAUCUGCAAUGAUGAACCAAUCGAGGCGUCAUUUCAAACAGCUGAUAAAGAGGCGAUCAAGUCUUUUUGCUAGCGUUAAACUCAAUGCCAGCUUCUCACAAAGCAUCGAGGAAGAGGACAGUGCUUUUCCUUUUUCACAGGACAGUUCUGUUAAACCAUGGACAUCAAUGGACAGACUCGACAGUCCGGUGAAUAAAGUAGAAGAUUUAAAAAAUACAAGAAAAGAAAAUAAAUGUAAUGAUACAAAGCCACUGCACAGACAUUCGGGAUUGAUAAGCCUUAAUAUAGGUGGAAAAUUGUUUCAUCUUUCCAGACAUCUGGCCAUUAAAUAUCCUAAAUCACGAAUCGGGGCUUUAGCUGUGUGUUCGGAUCCUGUAGAGCGGCUGACGCUCUGCGAUGAUUACUGUGUGAUCAAUAAUGAAUUUUUCUUUGACCGAGACCCAACGUUCUUCCACUACAUCUUCCACCUGUACUACAGUAACAUGCUCUGGGUGAUCGAGAGCGUGUGUCCCAUUCACUUUGAGGAAGAAAUUGAGUUUUGGGGUUUAAAUCUGAAUGACACACCUCGCUGCUGUCGAAUCUUGUAUGAGGAAAAAGUGGAUGAAAUUCGAGACCAGCUGAAGGUGAAUAAAGAACUGAUGGCUGAAAUCGAGCCUGUUCACAAUGAGGAGGGAUUUAAAACAAUGUUUCUGGGUGAUUUUCGCAAGACUCUUUGGGAUUUAAUGGAAAAUCCGUACUCAUCUGUGGGAGCAAAGUUUUUUGCUGUGUUGUCCACCACCUUUGUGCUCAUCUCAAUUGUGGCCAUGACUCUAAACACUGUGAGUGAACUGACAGAAUACAAAAUUUAUGGAAGAACAUACAUGGAGUUUGUCGAGAUCAGUUCAAUUCUCUUCUUCACCUUUGAGUAUUUCCUUCGUCUCCUGACCACCUGUGAUGUGAAGAAUUUCCUGAAAAGUGCCCUGAACUUUGUUGACUUGGUAGCGGUGAUGCCGUAUUUUAUCCAGCUGGUGUUUGAGGCAUUUUCUGAUCAGGAAGAUCUCAGUGUUCAAGACGACCUCAAAACAAUGGCACGAGUGAGCAAAGUCAGCAAAGUGCUAAAAGUUGUCAAAUUGAUGAGAAUUUUUCGCAUUCUGAAAUUAGCAAGACACUCGACUGGAAUGCGAGCAUUUGGAUUCACUCUGCGUCAGUGUUUCGAGCAGGUGUGCUGCUUAUUUUUAUUCAUUAUUAUGGGAAUCUUUGUUUUUUCUGCUCUAAUGUACUCGGUGGAACAGGACAUGACGGGGACACCAUUCAGCAGCAUUCCAGAUACGUGGUGGUGGGCAGCAGUGAGCAUCUCCACAGUGGGCUACGGUGAUGAGAUCCCAGUUUCAUUUUCUGGUUGUGUUGUGGCAUUUGGCUGCAUUUCAUUCGGGAUUAUUUUAAAUGGAAUGCCGAUUUCUAUUCUCUUUAAUAAAUUUUCAGAUUAUUAUGCCAAACUCAAAGCACAGGAAUAUACUAACACUAAAGUCCAGCGCAGUCUGCACCUCAGAAAACGCUUACAACGAAAGUUUGAGAAUUGUUUUAAUUCUCAAGACAAUGAAACAGACAAUGAAUUUCAGCAUCAGAGAUGAAACUUUACACAUUGGUUUAUUACAGUCUGAUCAAAUGUGUGGAUCUUGAAUUUCUGUCAGUAGUGUUUAACUAUUAUUAAAUGCUUUAAAGCAAAGAUUCACCUCAAUAAAAGUUCUUAUUUUGGUUUUGGGUAAAUAUUUGUGGUCAAUAAGUUUUUAAUGUUAUUAGGUAUGUAUCAGCUGUAUUAGAUGUGUAUACUCAUCAUCAUCAUAAGGUUCACAAAAGUUUAAUGGAAGAACUUAUUUUAAAAUAAUAUAGCAGAUGAUAUUUAACACAUCUAUUAAUGUAAGUCUUAAAACUGAAUAUUUAGACAUUACACUGAUCUUCUUUGUGGAGAUUUCAUUUAUGUCCUGAACAGUCGAAGUGAUUUAAGGAUAAAGUGUUAAUCAGCUUUAAGACUUAAUGCUUUAACAGACAAGCUGGUGAGUCUUU
Molecule: messenger RNA, 4291 nt
Organism: Pangasianodon hypophthalmus (striped catfish)
Lineage: Eukaryota; Metazoa; Chordata; Actinopteri; Siluriformes; Pangasiidae
Product: potassium voltage-gated channel subfamily V member 2
Exons: 2
Coding region: 2257-3858 (533 amino acids)
Biological process (GO): protein homooligomerization; potassium ion transmembrane transport
Cellular component (GO): membrane; voltage-gated potassium channel complex
Molecular function (GO): delayed rectifier potassium channel activity
Source: RefSeq, a predicted model, not a curated record